CAUUGCGUAUGGCCAAGUUUACGCUACAGCAUUAGCUACUACCUACUAUGCCGCCAUUAUGGCACUGACAAUCAAAUACUUACUCGCCUCCUUCACGCCAUUGCUACCUUGGGCGACAUGUCAGCCGGAAUGGGGCGCCAAUUGUGCGUCAAUCACCACCUACAACUCCAGCUUAAUUGGCAAUACAUCUCAUGAGAAAUUGGUCUCCUCAGCAGAGUUGUAUUUCACCAAGGUAGUGCUUCGCGAAAAGGAUAAUAUUGAAGAUGGUAUCGGGGCGCCAAGUUUGGAUCUUGUGAUCUAUUUAUUUCUGGUAUGGGUUUUGAUUGCAGUUACUUUGAUUAAAGGCAUUCAAAGCUCUGGCAAAGCUUCGUAUUUUCUAGCCUUAUUUCCUUAUGUCGUACUUUUUAUUCUACUCGGGCGCGCACUAACUUUGCCUGGCGCCUGGGAUGGUAUAGUUUACUUCCUAAAACCGCAAUGGGAUCAGCUACUUAAUCCUGAGGUUUGGUAUGCUGCUAUUACACAGAUGUUCUUUUCGUUAGCCAUCUGCUUUGGCACGCUAAUCAUGUAUGCUUCAUACAAUAAUUUUCAUAAGCGCGUUCACAAGUGAGUAAUUUAUGAAAUUGGGUUGCCAUAGGUUAGAAAAUCAAAUUCAAAUAAUCGCUUCCGCAGAUGUUUG
Rhagoletis pomonella (apple maggot) is the source of this 676-nucleotide messenger RNA. RefSeq names its product sodium-dependent nutrient amino acid transporter 1-like. The record is from RefSeq and is a predicted model, not a curated record. Gene Ontology annotation, biological process: sodium ion transmembrane transport. NCBI's taxonomy places the organism in Eukaryota, Metazoa, Arthropoda, Insecta, Diptera, Tephritidae. Gene Ontology annotation, molecular function: L-amino acid transmembrane transporter activity. The coding region runs from base 59 to 607 and encodes 182 amino acids. The transcript is spliced from 4 exons. Gene Ontology annotation, cellular component: membrane.